Culex quinquefasciatus (southern house mosquito) is the source of this 573-nucleotide messenger RNA. RefSeq lists its product as uncharacterized. The record is from RefSeq and is a predicted model, not a curated record. NCBI's taxonomy places the organism in Eukaryota, Metazoa, Arthropoda, Insecta, Diptera, Culicidae. Bases 1 to 573 code for a protein of 190 amino acids. The transcript is spliced from 3 exons.
AUGGCGAAGGUAACAGCUCCAAAUGUGGGCGGACAAGUGCGCCCCAAAGAGCCACCUGGGGUGAAAGCAAAGCGGAUCUUCAAAUCUUUCGUGAAAACCAACGGUUACGUGGUCGCCACCACUUCGCUCAACUACUGCGGCGCGAUUAUCGCGGACAAAUUGACUGAAGGCGCGGUUUCGGCGCUGUUUGGGAAGGACUGGGCUAAAGAUUACAACAUGAGCUUGUACUAUGUUUUGUUCUUUGCAGCUGUGCUGCUUUUGUUUGGAAUUUGUUUUGAGUGCAAAGUUCUCAUCAUUUCCUUCAUUUUCCCGUACGCUUUGGUGAUACACAUGGAAGAGGAGAAAAGGGCCAGUUACAUGGUGCUGAAGUAUAUCUUCAGCGUGUACGCAGGCAUCGUGCUGACUUUGCUGCUGACGUUUGGAGUUCGAAAAAUCUUCAAAAGUAAGCUGCCAAACACACUCCGAGGGGGAGUCCAGCAAACGCCAAAGUGGUGGCACCGGGUUUUGGAGUUUUUUUGCUGUGGUUCUUGCCAGAAAAUCAAACAAUACCGGCAGGUGGCGCAGAAUGUUUGA